GCACAGUUUGUCCUGCUCUGUGUGUAUAUGAGAGAUGCAGGACAAGCAGAUAUCACAUCACCUUGCUCAUCGCAUGCACACCUGUACAGAACAGGUGUAUUGGGAUUUUCACCUGCUUCUGCAUGAGUCAGGUGAGCCAACAUUUCUAUGAGGGACGUCCUCAUUUCUAUGAGGGACGUCACAGGCUGAAUACUCUGUGUCGCUUCCCUUCCUUUAAAACGUGAACAGAGCUUCCACAUUGAAUAACUCUAAGGGAGUGUGACCAGAGAACAUCAGAGGGCAGUGUGUACUUAGAGUGUAGUGUGUCUCUGCCUCUCCUAACAGCUCAAACUUCCAUCACAUCACAUCUCAGCAGGUAUUGUGUAACUGGAAGCAAUAAGAGAAUCAUUUCUUCACAACUCACAGGAGUCAGGGGUGUCUCUCCGUAUCAAACAUCAGGAUGCUCAGAUCAAGUUUGAUACUUCUACUACUUCUCAUUGCUCUGACAGGUUGCCAAGCUGACAAUUCCCGCAGUGGAUUCUGGGAUUAUUUCAGUCAACUGACCAGUGAGAAGCAUAGAUGGGACACACAGAAUAAUGCAGUACGAGAUGGCAGCGGUCUGAAGGGCAGUAUUCAAAAUGGAGUUAACUAUGUGGGCAACUUUUUGGGGCCAUUGAAAAGUGGCUUACAGAAGCGACUGUAUGAGGACUCUGACGGGCUGCGCAGGUUGAUCAACAGGGAGAUACAGGAACUCCGUAGGAAGUUAUACCCAUAUAUGGAUGUAGCACACCAAAAGAUCAGCAGUAACCUUGAUCAGUUACGGAGUCGUCUGCUGCCCUACACUCAAGAGCUGAAAGAGCAAGUGGAAUGGGGUGCCCAAGAACUUCAUGUACAGCUUGGACCAUACAGAGAUGGUAACAAGAUGGAAGCUUUACACAGACUGGGGGAAAUCCUUGAGAACCAUAUAGCCCUUCACACAGGCAGAGUCGGGCAAGUUUUUUACCCACUGGCUGAUCGCUUGUUAUUAGAGAUCCAUCACGCAGUAGAAGAGUUACAUGGAAACCUAGCUCCUCAUGCUCAAACAUCUCAGGAGAUAUUGAGUCAGCAAGUGCAGGAUUUAUCUCGGAAACUGACUCGGAAUGCAAAGGAUCUUCAUGAGAAGAUCCAGAAGAAUCUAAAUGAGUUGAAGGAGCAGUUGGUGUCCUAUCCAAAAGAACUGAAGCAAAAGUUUCCCCAGGGCCAAGAAGCAGCACUUGAACCUGUAGCACCCUAUAUGGAAGAAAUGGCAGCUCAGGUCCAGAGGGAGGUAGAGGAAUUCCACAAGAACACUCAAAAACAGAUUGAAGACUUCACUCGUGUCAUUAAUAUGGAAACCGAAGAACUGCAACACAAAUUGUCUCCUGCCUCAUGGGACUUUCAGGACAGUGUCAGUUCAGUUGACGAUGUGCAGGAGAAAUUAGACUCCUUGUGGAGGGACAUAUCCCAAAGUCUCAACUAGAUACUAAUAAAUAGACUUGAGAAAACAGGUGAUGCAUUACAACAAAAAUGUCCACAUUACCUUCUGAAGUGGAUCAAAAAGAGUUGUGAAAAUGAAGGACUGCACCUUAAUUUAAAAAUAUUGCUUACGAGCCAAGCUUCACAACUUUCUAAUUUAGAAAAUGAGUACCCAUGUGUUUUAACAGGUGAUAUUAUUUUAAAUGUAUCCUUUCUUUUUUAAGGAAGAUGUAUAUAGACCCCUUCCAUGGUUAGGGUAAUUAAAUAAAAAAAAUUAAAAAGUAUAUCACAUGAAUGCGCAUGUUGAUAUCAAAUGUAAACGCACAAAGAUAUAAAUACAACCGUGUUGUUAGGGAUAAGACUUCGCAAAUAAAUGUUGAGUUGGGAGGAUCAGCAUCAGAAGAUAGG
Molecule: messenger RNA, 1881 nt
Organism: Pelobates fuscus (common spadefoot toad)
Lineage: Eukaryota; Metazoa; Chordata; Amphibia; Anura; Pelobatidae
Gene: APOA5
Product: apolipoprotein A5
Exons: 5
Coding region: 440-1477 (345 amino acids)
Biological process (GO): cholesterol homeostasis; cholesterol efflux; very-low-density lipoprotein particle remodeling
Cellular component (GO): blood microparticle; chylomicron; high-density lipoprotein particle
Molecular function (GO): phospholipid binding; phosphatidylcholine-sterol O-acyltransferase activator activity
Source: RefSeq, a predicted model, not a curated record